Messenger RNA from Vittaforma corneae ATCC 50505, 795 nucleotides. RefSeq lists its product as uncharacterized. Gene Ontology annotation, biological process: protein dephosphorylation. NCBI's taxonomy places the organism in Eukaryota, Fungi, Microsporidia, Nosematidae. The transcript has a single exon. The coding region runs from base 1 to 795 and encodes 264 amino acids. Gene Ontology annotation, molecular function: protein tyrosine phosphatase activity. The record is from RefSeq and is a predicted model, not a curated record.
AUGUUUUUGCAGUCAGAUCAUUCAACUUUGUUUGAUACAUCAAAAUUAGUAAAACUAAUAAAACAUCUCAAAACACGGCAGUAUCAAAGAUUUAUGGCCGAAUUAGACCUAGCAAUAUCAUUUUCUCGAUGUGCUUUGCAUUCAUAUGAUAGAUAUAGAGACGUCACACCCUACGAUGAAUCGGUGGCAGACAAAUACAAGCUCAAAAAAUAUAUCAAUGCAUCAUUUAUAAUACUAAAUGGUGACUACUACAUUGCCUGUCAGGAACCAAAGCUCACCUUUGGUGCAUUAUUUGUUGAAUUUCUGCUCAAAUGCGAUGCAGAGUAUCUGAUUUGCCUAGAAAAAAAUCUACACUACCUAAAAGGAUAUCAAGUAUUAGAAUCUAAAGCAGAAAUGUUGGAUGAAACAGAGUUUUUGAUAGAUCAAAUAUAUAAAAUUGAGAAUAAAACCAUUAGGGUGAUUAAAUGUUCCAUGUGGAAAGACCAUGGUGUGCUGGAAAGGAAGCAGAUGGAGGAAUUGUGGAAAUACACCUUAGACAUACCAAAAGAUAAACUAAAAAUCAUCCACUGCAAGGCAGGCGUUGGAAGAACGGGGACAUUUAUUAUGUUCAGGAUAUUAAAGGAUAUUCAAAGAACAGGAGAGGUAGUAACACCCGAAAAAUUCGUUGAUGUUCUAGUUGAGCUGAGAAAACAAAGAACCUUAAUGGUACAAAAUGACAUUCAAUUGAAGUUCUUGGCUGAAUAUUUUAUUGAAGAGGAAUUUUUUAUGGACAAAGUGUGUGAAACCCCGGACUGA